AUUGUCGCAGGCAAUAUACGUCAUUGUCACGCAAUUUAACCUUAAAUCCUAUAUAAAUAUUUGAAAUUUAUAGUCGUGGUAAAAUUACCUGGAAAUAAUAUUAGUCAUCCACAACUAAGAAAAUGGUUUAAUUCAACAUUCUGUUUAUUUGAAAAACGCUUGUAUAAUAUAAUAGAAUGGGGCAAACAUUAUCUGAACCUGUCACUGCCAAAGACACGUCUUACUGCGAGGAUUCAUCGUUUCGAGUCGGGUCUAGUUGCAUGCAAGGAUGGAGGAUAAAUAUGGAAGAUUCCCAUACACAUAUCCUGCAAUUACCAGACGAUCCCGAAGCUGCAUUUUUUGCAGUUUACGAUGGACAUGGAGGAGCCGAAAUAGCAGAUUAUGCAGGUAAACAUUUACACAAAUUUAUAAUGAAGAGACCGGAUUACCAUGAGGGGAACAUUGUGGAAGCUUUACAAAAGGCUUUUUUGGAUUUAGAUGAACACAUGUUAGAGGAAGAGAGCCUUUUCAACAAACCAUCAGGAUCAACGGCAAUAACAACCCUUAUAAAAGGUGAUAAACUUUAUUGCGCAAAUGUGGGAGAUUCUAGAGCUGUAGCCAGUAUAAACGGUAGAGCUGUAGCUUUAUCUGAAGAUCACAAGCCUUCGAAUCAAUUGGAAUUCGAGAGGAUAAGAGCUGCCGGUGGUUGGGUGGAUGCUAAUAGAGUAAAUGGUAAUCUAGCACUAUCCAGAGCGUUGGGUGAUUUUGCAUUCAAGAAAAACACCGAAUUACCACCAGAACAACAGAUAGUAACCGCUUUUCCGGAUGUAACAGAAUUUACAAUAACACCAGAUUGGGAAUUCAUAGUUUUAGCUUGUGAUGGUAUUUGGGAUGUGAUGAGUAAUAAAGAAGUCAUUUCAUUUAUCAGGGAAAACAUCGCCAGCGGUCAAGAACCGGAGGAAAUUUGCGAGAAAUUGAUGAUGAGAUGUUUAGCACCUGAUUGUCAAAUGGCCGGAUUGGGAUGUGACAAUAUGACAGUAGUUCUUGUAACUCUUCUACACGGAGAGGGAUACGAUAAAUUACAGGAAAAAUGUAAAGGAAUACCUGUUGAAGAUAUUGAUGAUGUUAAAGAUGAUGAUACGCACAGUUGAGAUUGAUAGGUAAAUGAAAAUAAUCGAUGUGUUGUCUGGAGGAGAGUUUGAAAUUUUUUUUUUAGACCCUAUACUUGUAUUAGGCCUAAAUUAUUGUUUUGUAGCUUCUGGAUGUUACAAAUCUAAAUAAUUUUCGUGGUUUUUGUGAAAUUUUGUAAAUCUAUUAGUGAAUAACGAUCCUGAUGUUGUUUUUUGAUCAUUUUUGAAUCAAAAGUGUAGAGUUUUUGUACAUAAUUGUCUUGCUAUUUUAGUUCAGCAAAUUUGUCUUUUUUCUGCUCUAUAAAUCAAACUAUACUCUCUAAUAUUACAGCGUAAGAAUUCUAUCCAAAAUUUUCGUUUUUAUUGUUCAAAAAUGAUAUAUCAUCAUUUGAAAUUGUCCAAAUAUACAAAUCAGUUAAAAAAUUGGGCAAUAACAAUAAUUCUUGGUCCAGUUUCUCAAAAAAUGAGGUGUACAACUCGAUAGAUGAAACUAUACAAUCUAAAACUUUGGUGUAAUAAUUCUAUCCUCACUUUUUGUUUUUAUUGUUCAAAAAUUGUAUUUUAUCAUUUGGGACAGUUUAAAUAAUCAGCUUAGAACAUUAGUUGAAUCCAUAACUAAUUUUUUAAAAAAUAAGUGUAGAACUUUGAUUUGGUGUACUAUUUCAUUUCAGAUUUUCAAUUUAGAACAAAAAUUGGAUUAUACAAAGUGCCCAUGAUCAAUAUGCUUGAAAAAUGAACUCUCCAGACUUCCCUAUCGCUUAUUUUCGGUAAAGAGAGGAAAGUUGCAGUUAGAAUAAUAUGUAUAUAGAUAAAUAAAAAAGAAACGUAGAUGCGGUUUCAUGUGUUAUGUUAGUUUCGGGUAUUAGUUUCAUAGCAAAUAAUUUUUCUUCCAAAACAAACAGUAUACUAAUUUCAACGCCUUUAUUGAAUUUGUUGUAAUCAAAACCCUUUUCUAUUCGAGUGAUUUCCUCCAAUCUGGUAUUUAACGUUUUAUCCUGUCUUGUUCGUUUUACUGUCAAUAUAGAUUCGACUUUUAGCUCAUUUAUACAAAUCUAGUGAAAAAACUGUACAGUAACGAUCAAAUUUCCCUUAUUAUCACUAUAUACAAGUAUUAUAUUUAUUUUUAAUAUUAGCAAUAAGUAUUGGUUUGUAUACACAUUUCUAUUGAGAUUUUCCUAUUUAUUUUUAUUAAAAACAUGUUGUUUACAAGUUUUCGAGGUUUAAAUCAAGUUUUAGUACAUUCUACUUACGAUU
This is a messenger RNA of Diorhabda sublineata, 2363 nucleotides long. Its product is annotated as probable protein phosphatase 2C T23F11.1. The transcript has 4 exons. The coding region runs from base 177 to 1130 and encodes 317 amino acids. Gene Ontology annotation, biological process: protein dephosphorylation. NCBI's taxonomy places the organism in Eukaryota, Metazoa, Arthropoda, Insecta, Coleoptera, Chrysomelidae. The record is from RefSeq and is a predicted model, not a curated record. Gene Ontology annotation, molecular function: protein serine/threonine phosphatase activity; cation binding.